Messenger RNA from Epinephelus lanceolatus (giant grouper), 7572 nucleotides. RefSeq names its product glutaminase b (gene glsb). Gene Ontology annotation, biological process: L-glutamine catabolic process. The record is from RefSeq and is a predicted model, not a curated record. Gene Ontology annotation, molecular function: glutaminase activity; protein binding. Lineage: Eukaryota; Metazoa; Chordata; Actinopteri; Perciformes; Serranidae.
UCAGACAGUCAACGUGGUUGGAGAUUGUCUUUACCGACCAUACACUAGCUACUAGUUAUAUUUGGAACUACGACUUUCUCUCUUAUUGCCUGAUAGGAUUGAGAUGUUACAAUUUAGGUUUUCGAUAGUGCUGAAGGAGUUGUUUGAAGCCACCCUCAAGCGUCCCUUGUCCGGCUCUAGACAGAAGACCUGGUUACCGACCCGCCACUGCUGCUUCAGCACCGCCUCCGUUGAUGCCAGAGCUGUCUCUCCUCAACUGAAGGUCCUCCAUGCCGCUCCUCACCGCCCGGCGCUCCGCGCCGCGCCCUGUGCCGCCCCGUUCCGCUCCUACUGCACGAAGACCGAAGGCGCUGUGGAGCUGGACGAACAGCUGAAAAAGGACGGUCUCGACAGCGAAGCAGCCAGUGACAAGAGAAGAAAUGCAGGCAUUCUGCCCAGUUUGGAGGACUUGCUCUUCUACACAGUCGCAGAAGGUCAAGAGACGAUUCCUGCUCAUAAAUUUCUUACAGCACUUAAAGCCACUGGGCUUCGCAGUGGAGAUCCAAGACUAAAGGAAUGCAUGGACACCCUCAAAGAGACUCUGAAGAACACAGCUGAUGGAGUCACACUAGACAGGCACCUAUUCAAGAAGUGUGUCCAGAGCAACAUUGUCCUGCUCACUCAGGCCUUCCGCAAGAAGUUCGUCAUCCCAGACUUCCAGUCCUUCACCUCCCAUAUUGAUGAGCUGUAUGAGAGUGCCAAAGAUCUCUCUGGAGGACAGGUCGCAGACUACAUUCCUCAGCUUGCCAAAUUCAGCCCCGACAUGUGGGCUGUCUCCCUGUGCACAGUGGACGGACAGAGACACACAGUAGGAGACACCAAGGUCCCCUUCUGUCUGCAGUCCUGUGUCAAGCCUCUGAAGUAUGCUGUGGCUGUUCAUGACCACAGCACAGAGUAUGUGCACAGUUUCAUUGGGAAGGAGCCCAGUGGCCUGCGCUUUAAUAAACUCUUCCUGAAUGACGAUGAUAAGCCCCACAACCCCAUGGUGAAUGCUGGCGCUAUAGUUUGUACCUCACUGAUAAAGCAAGGUGCAAGCAAUGCAGAAAGAUUUGAUUAUGUCAUGAACUUUCUGAAAAAUAUGGCGGGAAACGAGUACGUGGGUUUUAGCAAUGCCACAUUCCAGUCAGAGCGUGAGUCAGGAGACAGGAACUUUGCCAUUGGCUACUACCUGAAAGAAAAAAAGUGUUUCCCAGAGGGAACAGACAUGACAUCUGUACUGGACUUCUACUUUCAACUGUGUUCCAUUGAAGUGACCUGUGAGAGCGCCAGUGUCAUGGCAGCCACCCUGGCUAACGGUGGCAUCUGCCCAAUCACAGGCGAACGUGUGUUAAGCCCCGAGGCAGUGAGGAACACUUUGAGUCUGAUGCACUCCUGCGGCAUGUACGACUUCUCAGGACAGUUUGCUUUCCAUGUCGGCCUGCCAGCCAAGUCUGGAGUAUCGGGAGGGAUCCUGCUGGUUGUACCAAACGUGAUGGGUAUUAUGUGCUGGUCACCUCCUCUAGACAAGCUGGGCAACUCAGUCAGAGGAAUACAGUUCUGCACGGACCUCGUGGAGCUUUUCAACUUCCACAACUACGACAACCUGAGGCACUUUGCCAAGAAGCACGACCCUCGCAGAGAAGGAGGGGACCAGCGGCAGCUCUCCUUCGGACCAAUGGAUUACGAGAGCCUCCAGCAAGAGCUAGCUCUGAAAGCCCCUCUAUGGAAAAAGGUGUCUCCUACUGAGUCGCACCAGGACAGCUCCACCACUGUAGUCUAUAGGAUGGACAAUGUCGCCGAGUGAAAAUUGAAAAAAAAAAAAAAAAAAAGUACUUAUCCCCCACCAACCCCCAUCUCAACUGAUCUGUCUCCCCACCACUCACAACGACACCACCACCUUUCCUCACCCUUGAAUAUUUAUACAUAAAUUAUGUAGAGGAUUAUUUAUUGCUUGUGAAGCAGUUACUGUGUGGACGGACUUGGAAGCCUCUUGUUUUUAUUUGUUAUGGAAAAAUGAGAUCAGUUACUGCCUGUUAAUUUUGCUCUGAAUUCCAAAUGAACUCUAAAGUCCAAAACACACCGCUGUUAAAUGGUGCACGUCAAAGAAGCUACCCCAAUUAUUUUCUAUGUAAAGCCCCACACCGGUGGCUAGGCGUAGGUCAGCGCUUAUGGAUGCAUCGCCCUGUGACACUUCACAACUCUGUCCCACUUCCAGCCUUGCUGCCCAUAAAAAAAUACGCUCACUUCCUGCUUGUACAUCCCAUCUUUAUAAAGACAGCAGCAAAAAUGAUAUUGCCUGAUAGGCCACAGGUCUGGAGAGUGGCUCUUCAGGUGAAAGAUCAAGUUUAAUCAGUGGGUGUGCACACAUGACUUAAAGGUAAACACUACAGAUCUUUUACUGAAAGUAGUAAUAACUGUGGUUGGUGUUGACAUGCUACAGAGCGAUGCUUCCUAUUGGUGCUACGGGUGCCACUUGAUGCCCUUCAUAUGAUGCAGUGCUGGAGCGGCAGUGUGUUUUCAGCUUAAGCUUCCUCCUGCUUCUUGCCUCAGUGUGUGUGUGCAGGAUCUGGUGGACAGUAUACAGGUUGUGCUCCUCUGUCAUCUCACUACCUGUAUUGCAAUAUGUUUUCUUUUUUGACAGAAUCCUCUUGAAAAAUGUAAGAUAAGGGUUGAUUUGAAAUUCAGUUAUAUUUUAAUCAUCAGGAAAAAUGUGUGAGUGUGUUUGCAUGUGUGGAGCUUCAGCACAGCCAGCUUUCAGACCAACAGUCUUAAAAUCUACAUUCAGUACUUUGUAGUGAUGAUUGCUUUCCGUAGCUCAUGCUGAGGCCUUAGACUCUGGUAUUAGUACAUCAAUACAGAUGCUAGAUGUGUUGUAAUAUGAUGAGCAUAUCAGUAUAACGGGAUGCAUUAAAAGAUUAUUGAAGGAAAGUUUUGGGUGGAAGAAGUCAUAAAAGUUAGCUGUAAAUGCCUGGGCUGGCAUGCAGCAGUGUUGUAGCUAACAUGAUGUAGUUUGUCAUUAAAAAAAAAAAAAAAGAUGUGAAUUCUGAAGAGUUUUUAAAUAUACAACUAUUAUGCUUUUCCAAUAUCCACAUGCUUGACCUUGAAAGGAAAAAUCAACCCCAAAGCUUAAAGCUUAUCUGAGUCACUAUCACAGUAGUGCAGUUUCUCAGCCUUCUGGUCAAGACACAGACAAAGAACCAAGGAGCUGGUUACAAACAGAUAGCCUCUGAUCCUCUUUAGAAGUUUAUUGCUAAAGUAGGAAUUUUUCCCCCCCAUUACUUCACCGUAACCUGUCUGUAUUAGUGCCUGGACCACAGUUGGGGCUGAUUUUUCUGAUAGUGAUGUGGGUGUGGGGAAAGAGGUGUGCUCAGGAGAGAGGUGAGAUGACUAAAACAACAGCCUGUUUUCAAGGCUCUUUGUGGAGACUCACUCAACUUGAUUGUCCUCAUUCACCUGCCAGCGCUCUCGCUGGACUGGCUGCAUCCUUCUUAGCUGCUGUUGAGUUUAGAUGGUGUGUGUUUGUGUUUGUGUGUGCGUUUGUGCGUGUGUGUGUGUGUGUGUGUGUGUGUGUGUGUGUGUGUGCGCACGCGUAUGUGGCUGCCAUGUUGUGAGUGUACUCAGUAUGACGCAGGCAGAGGGAAGGUGUGUGUUCAAUACUGCGACCUCCAGUUGAAGCCCCUUGGAGUCUGCUUGUGUCUGACCUGUCCUAAUAAAGCCUGUGAAGGCAGAAUGAGUAGGAUUUGUCUGUUGAAGUUUAUAAACACAACAUUCAAAGUUGGCCCUUCCUCCCUGGCUCAACGUCAUGCUUAUGAUCUGGCACCUGUUCGCUUUGUUUUCACAGUCUUGCCCUAACACCCUGCAAGCAGUUAUUGGUUGGUGGCUACUUACCAUUGCCCACAGGUUGCUGCCCUGAAACGUCCUGAACUCAGCAACAUGAGAAAAUACAGGCAAAGAGCAGGGUCUCUGUAGAUAGAGACACUAACACACACAUCUAAGAGUCGUAAGUGAUGAUUGAGAGGGAUUACUUUUGUAUGAGACUAGACAUGUAAGGUUUGUUUGUUUUUUCAAAGAGAAAACUUACUCAUUCUGCCUUUAACUUCUCUGCUGCCAGCAGAUGACUGCAGGAUUAUCUGGGCUGCAUUACAAAAAAUUCACUGUGUUUUUUCACUGCGCAUAAAAAUAUAUUGAAACAAGAUGCCUUAGUCUAGAAAUUAAGCUGCUUUCUACAGAAAUAAAGCAUUGUAAAUUUACAUUACAUCAAUAAUUGAUAUGAUGAAUGCUUUAAGGCUUUAAUAGGGAAAAAACAGCAGCACAAGAAGGUGAAUUUAUCAACUACCAUCUUGCAGCAAUAUUGUUUCGUUUUUUUGUUGUUUUUUGAUAAUAUGUCUUUAGAAGGGGAGACAAGUUAGAACUGCCAUUACAAAUGGAUGUUAUCAAAUUGAGUUUAAUGCCUCAAGUCCACUGAUCCAGAAAUGUUCAUCCACAUACUCAGAACGUUUGUUUUGAGUGUCAGUAUGCAAACAAAACACGCAUCCAGUAUUGUUUGUAAAGUAUUGCAGUUCUAAUAAGCUCGUACAUUAUUAAAACGUCUUUCCAUAAACACAAUUUACUGUACUUCUGAAUGUACAUAGUGGCAGGUGUAUAUAGCUCUUAGGUGUGCGUCUGCACUUGAAUAUUAAUUCUCAGCAGCAGACCAGAAUGUGUGUUGAAAAUACACUUAAGACGUUCCGACUUUAUAAUAUUGCCUCCUCCAGGAAAUAGAGAUACUUGCACAUGAAUGUCAUGUCAGCAGAUGCCUUAGAUGUCUCUCUACUGUGACUUUAGUGAGGGGUCUUAUCUGUUUGUUCAUCAGUCAUUGUUAAAACUGUACACGUGGUGUGGUGUUGGAUUUGAGCUCAAAGUGAUGGCUGCUGGAGCUAAUGAUACCAUGUUAUUACAUUGUCAUGGUGUAUGAAGAUUUUUCUUUUGUGUUUUUUCUUCUUUUUUUUUAAUGUUACAGGCUUCUGUCAGAGUUUUUCUGUUUUCAGGUAAAAAGUAUUCAAAAGCCUCUGUCAUGAGUAAUGCUUCUCAGAAAUGCUGGUCGAUAUAAGAACAGUGUUUUUUACUGUAAGCAAGAAGUUGCGUUGGGUCUGUUGGCGACUUGAGAUGAUUUCAUACAUGGAUCUUGUCGUUUUCUGCUUAUUAUUUUGCAGUGGACUGUCUUAAGAAUGAGUGAAAUGAGUAUCAGUUGGACAGUGCUCCUGUUUUGUGCUAUGUUGGACAAUUUGAAAAAAGAAACAUGAGGACAUUGGUUCCAAUUAGUCAGGUGGCGCAGUUUUUAUCAGAUAGCGUCUGGGCUUCAGGCCCUAUAGCUUCAAGAAGCAGACAAUAUGCAACGAAAGGAUAUAUUCAUGUUGUUAACUGUUUUGAACAAGUUGCAACCUUACUUGAGGCUUCCGGUCUCAACUAAAAAGUUAGACGUAGACAGAGGAUGAUGAGACUAUCAGUCAACAUACCCGCAAUGCUGGAUAUGUGUCCCGUUUCCCCUCUCUAGGGAUCACUACAGUACUCUGUGUGCUGUAUGUAUUAAUAGACCAUGGUGCUGAUCUAACCUUAGUCUCUCUUUACUGUAUGCAGUUGUGUUAGUUACUUCAUGGUGGCAGGUAGCCUUACAGAGAAAUGAAACAUGAGCUUUGAUUGAACAGUAAUUCAAGUCAUCUUAAAAAUAUCUCAGCAAUGAAUCUGUCUUUUUUUCCAAAUCUCUUAAAUGUUACCUCAGAAAUAAGGCGGUACCACACCACAAGCUAACUCCUCUUGAUGUAGCUAUACAUAAGCUAGCUAGUUUGCUAAUGUUUUGCUAACUUUAGCUAACUCAAGAUGUGACUAUAUUUAUUGUAAUGUGUCCGUGAAGAUUGUGACAGUCUCUCAGCCCCAUCUUUUAACCAGCUUCAAAAUUUGGUUGGUUCUUUUCAACAUAGAUGAGCCUAGCACAUAGCAUAUCUAAGUAUUACAAAAAAGGGAAAAAGUGACCAAGGUUUUGCUGUUGUCCAAGCCUUUUUAACUGUUAGUGGAGCACAGAGUGGAAAUGGGCAGAACUUUGGAAGGGCUUAUUCAUGGCUGUCAUUAAUUGUACUAUAACCAUGAAAUACACUCUAACUUGUUAGCUGCCUCUCUGUAUAGUGGUUCACAUUACCAUCCCUGUGCUUGAUUUAAAAUUUUGUAGGCUACACAUGCACAAAAGAUAUUCAGAAAAUGAUGCAUGUAUGUACUGGAUGACAUUUAGAAACUGAGCUAGCACAGGUGCACAUUGCAUAUAAUUUGAUUUCAUGUAAUUUUAGUUAUAAUUAAGACAUCAAAUUUUCAGCAUUUCCAUCACAUCACUAAGAAUCAAACUCUAAGACCUUAAUGUUACCACUGGUAACCACAGGUGGAUUAGGAUUAUGUUCAAAUACAGUAUACCAUGAUGCUGUAUAUGUGGUCAGGUGCUGCAAAAAUAGAGGAUUUGGUUUGAAAGUGAAGGUAAGCAGUGUGUGAGCCUUUUUUCUUUGUUGCUUAAGUAGAAGGGCACUGGCACAAAAUCUAAAAUACAGUGCCUAUAUGUCUACAAAACUGGACCAGACCAGCACUGACGAGAUGGAUUUAAUUUUAUUGCAACCAACCGGAGCUGAUAAUCUGAUCUUUGCUUUGGUAAAUCUGAAUGACAAACAAGCCUGAUGUUGCUGUUGAGGGAAAAUGACCUGUAUUACUUGAAGUUUGUAAUUUGCAACCCCUCCCUCUCUCCUCAAACUGUGAUUAUUACUCCUUACAGUCUAACUCAUGACAUGAGGCUUUUGAAUGCAGUUACCAGUAUUUAUGUGAAAUCAUCAAAUUUUUAUGGUUCAUGUCACAUAUGUAAUGUUUCCUGCUGUUCUUUUUUCUUUCCCUCUGUGAAUUAUCAUCCUCCCUCUUGCAUGCAUAUUUUGUAUGAUUUGAAAAAUGUAUUUUUAAUCCCAUGUAAUAAUUUGAUUUGACUACCUUCCAUAUGUCUUUAUUCAUGUUGAUUUGUGUCUUGGACAUAAAUUUUACUUGUGACAUGGAAAUUGCAUAUAAAUGUAUAUCACUACCAUUGCGAUUUGGUGACCUUGGAAUUGUAAGGUUUUCUAAUGUUUGAGUCGGGUAAUAUUUAUUAUACACUGUUUUGCAAGAGGAUAUUAUGGCCAAAGAUGAAUUCCUGAAUAAGUUUCUGAAAAUGCAAAUUUAAAAGAUUAGAAAGUUGUUACAUGGUUGUAAAAUUUAUAACCAAAAACAUCCCCAAGCAUACAGUUGAUGAAGCCAAACAGUUCCAAGAUCAUGACUGUCAAACUUCUCUGUGUUUUGAUUUUUUUUUCUCAGUUCAUAUGGUUGUAAUUCUGUAUGUAAAGUCUCCAUAAACUUCAUUAACUGUCCUGUCUGCUUGUCCUCCUUCAGUAUUCUUAGCAAAUACAGUGUCUUAGGCUGUGAUGGACUUGCAGACAUGACAGUGAAAGCAAUGUUAUGAUUUUUUUUUUAGCUUUUGUGUCCCUUGUAUAAAAUCUAAUAAAGCAAUGUAAAAUAUCA